This is a messenger RNA of Cuscuta campestris, 743 nucleotides long. The record is from the annotation of a GenBank genome assembly. Lineage: Eukaryota; Viridiplantae; Streptophyta; Magnoliopsida; Solanales; Convolvulaceae.
GACCACCUGAGGCUUGAUCCGUCCAUNUUUUUGGGUAGCUUGUUCCUAAUGGGCUGGGCUUCAGCCCAUCCUUAAGCCCCAAUCCUUUUCCUUUUCUUAUCUUUCCUCAAUCUCGGUACGGGAGUCUAUGACUAUCUCCAGUAAUCUGAUCACUUAACUUGAUCUAAUUACUGACCUCUGCUUUCUAUUCUUUUACAUUAUUACUUUUAUCAACUUAUACAACUCGGAACGGACCACCUGAGGCUUGAUCCGUCCAUGUGAAGGACCUAUGAAGAUGGAGAGGUCCACUGAGGCCAAAUCCGUCCAUGUGAAGGACCUAUGAAGAUGGAGCGGUCCACUGGAGGCCAAACCCGUCCAUGUGAAGGACCUAUGAAGAUGGAGCGGUCCACUGGAGGCCAAAUCCUUCCAUGUGAAGGACCUAUGAAGAUGGAGCGGUCCACUAGAGGCCAAAUCCGUCCAUGUGAAGGACCCAUGAAGAUGGAGCGGUCCACUGGAGGCCAAAUCCGUCCAUGUGAAGGACCUAUGAAGAUGGAGCGGUCCACUGGAGGCCAAAUCCGUCCAUGUGAAGGACCUAUGAAGAUGGAGCGGUCCACUGGAGGCCAAAUCUGUCCAUGUGAAGGACCUAUGAAGAUGGAGCGGUCCACUGGAGGCCAAAUCCGUCCUUGAUGAUGUAAUUACUACUCCCUUCUAAAAUGAUCUUCCCAAUUUAGUUUAUGAGGUUUGACUAAAAUUAUUUUCAAUUC